AUGCUGACUCAUGGGAAAACCGUUUACGAAGGUUCUCCCGUUUCAAAGCAUUCCACAUCUUCCGAAGACCAUCAAACGAGCUUUCAUGGUUCUAAAGAUGGACAAUCAGGGAGUGAUCAUACCAGCCGUAAGGUGCCCAACAGUGCUGUUCCAGAGGUUGCCCAGACAUCCGAUCUGACGAAAUGUGAAUUGAAUUCGCAUUCCAAUGAACAGACCAACAUGUCGUUGGCAGCCGAUGCGAAAAACUCGGACUAUGUUCAACGGAUCCUGAUUGAAUCAGAAACUGUUUUGGCAGCUAAGCAAAAUCUAUUGGUCACCGGACUGACCCCUCGAAGCCCGAAAUCUUGGAAAUUCCAUGGGGAUGUGUUAACAAAUGAAAACCAGCCGUUAUCAGGCUCAGCCGAGAACGGUUCAGCUGAUAAUUCCGACACACCGAUGAGAGGUACCGGGAAAACGGACAGCGUCCUAAAGGAAUCACGGUAUACCAAUAACAUCGGUGAUAAGACCCUCGUUGGUUCCAACACUGAGCCGAACGAACUGCAGAAUGUUUCAUUCCGUCCUCGGGCAUCAGAAGAUAGCCCUACAGCUCAUUCAAAAGAAUGCAUUACGGCCGGACCUGAACAAACCUGUGUUACAAAGAAUGACUCUGACAAGUGCGCUUUAUUUCUUGCAAAUUCUUCGUCGCCGGGCGAGAGGAAAAAUUCAUUACCUGCCUCUACUUCUGAUCACGAUAAUUCACUAACCAAUGUCAUACCUAUUGAACCCAAAUACAGUUCCAAAAGCUCAGAACAACUUCGAAUUCAGAAGUUAUCGGCCAACAUGGUUGAACCUUCGGUGAGUAAAAUAACGAAUUGGAAGAACUCGGAAAACGUGAUGAUUGAUGACACAAAAGUUCAAAAGAACAAUACGCCUCCAUCAGUUAAUUUUCCGGUAAAUCAAAAUGAUGCGGCUUCAUCCCCAUCCGAGGCUUGUGUGUUAGUCGGAUCGUCUAUGCCUCCGCCUAUCUCUGAAGGUAGCACUGGGAAGCGUCAAAAACUAGGAAAUCGACUACUGGAUGCGGCCAAGAAAAAGACAAAUCCGAUCAGUGUUGAUGAGACUGAUGAUACGUCGACUUCACACGAUAGCCUCUGGCAUGGUGAAUCGUCAGUGUCUGUUCCAACUUCUGAUCCCUGCCCUCACUACAAUGCACCUGAUAUGGGCAAACAUUCACGAACACUAACUGGAUUACUGUUAGUCCCUUCUGUGUCCGAGACCACGAAACUUGUGAAAGUAGUUGUCGUGUCACCGGAAGAGCACACAUCUCGUGCGCGUCACGAUGUGGCUACAAUGACCUCUCCAUUACUUGUGAAUAAAUUUACAGAGGAGUUCAAUGCAGAAGUUCAGUGUUCUUUACCAUCCCCAUCUCCCAAGGAACCUGACUCUAUCUGUGAAGCGAAUUAUCGAUCAUCACCAUUGAAGUGCCACAACUGUCAAAACCAAAUACUUCACUCACCUAGCGCAUCAGCCUCCGUGGAUCAUAUAAACACAUCGCUCAGGACAAUGACAGAGCGUUUAUCCAGCGAGGAACAAAAGUGA
Echinostoma caproni is the source of this 1575-nucleotide messenger RNA. NCBI's taxonomy places the organism in Eukaryota, Metazoa, Platyhelminthes, Trematoda, Plagiorchiida, Echinostomatidae. The record is from the annotation of a GenBank genome assembly.